AUGACUUUAGUUGUAACUCUACGUCGGAACAAACCUGAAAUAUCUCCAGAGAUGAAAGAAACUGGAGAUCGACCGGUUGGGUCUUCAAUGUUUUGUUUUGACGGACAUAAAACAAUGGUGUCGUACAAAGCAAAGAGUAAGAGAGUCGUGUUGUUGCUCUCAACUACUCAUGAACAACCAUCCAUCAACCCAAGGAGCAAGAAGCCAGAGAUUAUCGAAUGUUACAAUGCAACCAAAGGCACCGUUGACAGUCUUGACCAGAUGUGCCAACGCAAGACAUCAACCGUUAAUGAUGUCAACCAGCCAUCAACGGUCAUCCCGGAAAGCUGA
This is a messenger RNA of Homalodisca vitripennis (glassy-winged sharpshooter), 330 nucleotides long. RefSeq lists its product as uncharacterized. NCBI's taxonomy places the organism in Eukaryota, Metazoa, Arthropoda, Insecta, Hemiptera, Cicadellidae. Bases 1 to 330 code for a protein of 109 amino acids. The transcript has a single exon. The record is from RefSeq and is a predicted model, not a curated record.